Messenger RNA from Zingiber officinale, 3030 nucleotides. Its product is annotated as myosin-binding protein 1-like. NCBI's taxonomy places the organism in Eukaryota, Viridiplantae, Streptophyta, Magnoliopsida, Zingiberales, Zingiberaceae. The transcript has 2 exons. Gene Ontology annotation, molecular function: myosin binding. Bases 1029 to 2864 code for a protein of 611 amino acids. The record is from RefSeq and is a predicted model, not a curated record.
AAUAUAAAAAUUAAUACUUAAUUAUAAAAAUAAUAAUAAAUAUAAGUAGUUUAAAAUAUAUAUUUUUGUCACCCCAACUAUGUAACCUUCGAAUAUAAUAUAUAAUAGUUAUUUUCUUCAUAUCUCUUAAAUUUAAAAUUCUAGAUUUGUCCCCAUUCACUAUUAUAUAAGGUUUUGUAAAAAUAGAUGAAGGUAUAAUUUUCUUUUCUUACGCAAAGACAAAUUUUCUUUUUCUUCAAAUUCUUUUGCUUUCUCAUGCAUGCAUACAUGCAAGCUUCACAUCUUAGUUCAUCAUUGAUUUGACCAUCAAAGAGGAUAACACCGAACAAUACCAAUCCUCAUUUGACAAACUUUGUUUUGUAGAACAUCGAAAUUGAAUGUACCUACAAACUGACAUCAAUCACAUAUAGUGAGUGAUGAAGGGCACUAUCAUCAAAUACUUCUAUAUUAUUUUUUAUCCUUCUAUAUAUUUUUCUCCCUAUAUACAAAGUAAUGAUCCAACUAUUAAAGAGUUACUUUGAAGACAUGAAAUCAUUUUUCACAUCAAUUCAAUAUAUUUUUCUCUUUUAAAAUUAUUUUAAAAAUAUCAAAAAAAAUAAGGACAUAAUUAUCUUUUAUAAUUUUUUUUAUAUUUAACUUUGGUAAAAAAAAGGUUAAAUAUUAUUUUUAAAAUACCAGGAGACAAAAUGCUCUUCUAUAGAAAAUAGAGGGGGGUUAAAGUUAUUUUUCCAAAAUAAAAAAUAGCUUUCGUUUCAAGUUUUCCCCAAUUCUUUAUUUUAUUUUUGGCGGUUCAUCCCUCGUCGUCCGCCGCUGUCGCCGUUUCCGGCGGCCGUGCGUCGCUUCUCCGCCAUCCAAUUUUAAGCAAGCCAUCGAAUUGCCAUGGCGGAUAAGAGGAUCGGAGUUAAGAGAAGGCAAACGCAAAGGCCGCGGAAGGAGGAGCAGCGGAAGGAGAGGGGGUACGUCCUGCCUCCAUAAGGAAGGCUUCCUCUCCCUUUUCUCUUUUUCUUCUCUAUGUUCCCUCUCCGGCCAUGCCCGGCGCCGCUGAAUCUCUCGGCUUCUUUGCCUUCUACAAAACCGCCAUAUGCGAAUGCUUCCUGAUCGCGUUCCUCCUCUACAACGCUGCCUUGGCCUACCUCGCCACCCGAUUCGCUCGCUUCUGCAACUUGCCGCCUCCCUGUCUCCUCUGCUCCCGGCUGGACAACCUCCUCGGCGGCGGCGAGAGGAACGGCUUCUAUAAGCGUCUAUUCUGCCAUGCACACAAGGUGGAGAUCUCCUCCAUGGUCUACUGCCACGACCACAAGAAGCUCGCCGACCUCCGCGACAUGUGCCACGCCUGCCUCCUCUCCUCCACCACCGUCUCCGCCACCGGCCACGAGACCUACACUCUCCUCGGGAGAAAUCUCAAGCUGAAACCCGACGACCACAACGACGAUGGAGACGGCGGCAUUCCCAACCACGCUCCGCCGUCGUCGAACCACAAACUCCGACCAACACCCGCCGGCACGAGCGUGUGCUCAUGCUGCUCCGGCACAUUCCAGCGUCCGACACCGAAGAAGCAACCGAAAAGAGACGUCGAACCGUACGACGAGCUGAAGCUGCCCUCCGACUCCGACUCGGAGGCGUCGCUCUCGGAGAACUGCGAUGGAUAUCCUCAGUCACGUGCGACCAAAGCCGCGAAGGAGAAAUCCAGGUGGCGGCGCCGACUGCCACCAAGCAUGCCCUUCAGCUACCGGACCUCGCCCAAAACCGCAUCGACGGAGAAAGUGCCCGAGAAAUUGAUCCAUCCUUGCACGCCCGGCGGCGCGAUGAAGUUAAGCGGAGAAGUCAAGAACAAUCCUGAACAAGUCCAUCGAUCCAUCGAAUCAUCCGUCCGGGGCAAUGGCUUCAAGAAGGCGAUAGGAAACAGGGGAUUCAUUCUCUCCCCGCGCUUCUCCGAGGUCGUCGCCGGCAAGGAGUCUUCCCGCGCGCAGGAGGAUCUAAAGCAGCGCCUCUCCCGGGCGCUCGACUCGCUGUGGAGCAACGAAGCCACUGCUAGUCCGAGAAUCGACGACCUGAAGUCCAGCGACGCUUCGGCGGCGGCGUUGCAGAACCUCGCCAGCCGGCUCUCCAUCAGCCGAUGCAACUCGAGCAUGGACUUCGCCGCCAUCGUGUCCGACGUCGAGGGCGAGACCUCCAUCGCCCGGCUGAAGCAGCAGGUGGAGAUGGACAGGAAGUCCAUCAGCGCGCUCUGCAAGGAGCUCGAGGAGGAGCGGAGCGCGUCGACGGUGGCGGUGAACGAGGCGAUGGCGAUGAUCACGCGCCUGCAGGAGGAGAAGGCGGCGAUGCAAAUGGAGGCCUCGCAGUACCUCCGCCUGCUCGAAGAGCAGGCCGAGUACGACCAGGAGGCCAUCGAGAAGCUCAACGAGCUGCUCGACGAGCGCGAGAAGGAAUGCCUCGAUAUGGAAGCCGAGCUCGAAACCUUCCGAAGAGACUCCUCCUCCUCCACCGCCGCCGUCAAGAUCUGCGGAGCCGCCUGCGGCGCCAAGGAUCUGCUACUGAACGUCGAGCAGGAGAAGUUUCAGGUGUCCGAUAGCUUAAAGAAGCUCCAAAACAAACUCGCUCUGUUUUCCGCCAAGCAGCAGCCGCCGCCGCCUCCAUUGGCCGGCGAGGAGACCGGAGAAGAAGAUCCAGAGAUCGGCAGCUUGAAGGACGAGGUGUCGGGAUUGACCGAGAGGAUGGAGGCGAUCGAAGAAGAUCGGGAGUUCCUCCGGCAGGCCCUCGCCGCGCUGCGGCAUGGAGCCGAGGGAAUGCAGUUGGUGCAGGAUAUCGCGUGGCAAUUGAAAGGGUUACGAAGAGAAUUAAAAGAGGGGAUUACGGCUAAUUAAUACGUCUUAUCAAUUGAAUUGAUGAUUAAUGUGGCCAUUUAUGACUAAUGCUUUUAAGUUUUGUAAUAGAGACAUCAAGAGGAGUGUUAGAAGUUUGUGUCAUCAAUCUUGUUAUAGUAUAAUACGUAUCAUCGCUAACUUUGUGCUAUCUUUGUUCCACUUUGUG